Molecule: messenger RNA, 7787 nt
Organism: Kogia breviceps (pygmy sperm whale)
Lineage: Eukaryota; Metazoa; Chordata; Mammalia; Artiodactyla; Physeteridae
Source: RefSeq, a predicted model, not a curated record
GGGAGCGUGCUCUGUGUGGCCGCCGCCGCCAUGUUGUUGUGGUUGUGAGAAGGCGGCGGCAGCGGCGGUGGCGGAGGCAGCCGGUCGAGACGCUCCAGCAGCCCAGGCCCUGCCCCCCGCCGGCCCUGGCUGGGAGCCUUGUGGGGUGGCGGAGGAGGCCGUUCCGUGACGGGCCUCGCCAUGUCCUGCCGCCCGAUUUUCUUGUGAAACCUUGCUGUAGAAAAAGUUCUUGGGACAGACUUCAUUUGAUCCAGGCAUAAAGGAAAGAAAAGCCUUGCCAAGAUAUAGAAGAAAGGACGGGGAUCUCUCCUCCUAAUCUGGGCCUCCUGUCAUGGAUGAAGAGACUCGGCACAGCCUUGAGUGCAUCCAGGCCAAUCAGAUCUUUCCCAGGAAGCAGCUGAUCCGGGAGGAUGAGAAUCUUCAGGUUCCUUUCCUUGAACUUCAUGGAGAAAGCACAGAAUAUGUGGGCCGUGCUGAGGAUGCCAUCAUUGCCCUUUCUAAUUACAGACUUCACAUCAAGUUCAAGGAGUCUCUGGUUAAUACCGCCUCUCAAUCUGCUGCUUCUGCAAUCCCAGUUCCAUUACAGCUUAUAGAAAGUGUUGAAUGCCGAGAUAUAUUUCAGCUUCAUUUGACUUGCAAAGACUGCAAAGUUAUCAGGUGUCAGUUCUCAACCUUUGAGCAGUGUCAAGAGUGGCUGAAGAGACUGAACAAUGCAAUCCGACCACCUGCUAAAAUAGAAGAUCUCUUCUCAUUUGCAUACCACGCUUGGUGCAUGGAGGUCUACGCCAGUGAAAAAGAGCAACAUGGAGACCUGUGCAGGCCAGGGGAGCACGUAACAUCAAGGUUUAAAAACGAAGUGGAGCGGAUGGGUUUUGAUAUGAACAACGCCUGGAGGAUUUCCAACAUCAAUGAAAAGUACAAGCUGUGUGGUAGCUAUCCACAGGAGCUCAUAGUGCCUGCUUGGAUCACUGACAAAGAACUAGAAAGUGUCGCAAGCUUCAGGUCCUGGAAGCGCAUCCCGGCCGUCGUCUACAGGCACCAGAGCAAUGGAGCUGUCAUUGCCCGCUGUGGACAGCCGGAGGUCAGCUGGUGGGGCUGGCGAAAUGCUGAUGAUGAGCACCUGGUGCAGUCAGUAGCCAAAGCUUGUGCCUCCGACUCCCGAUCCAGUGGCAGCAAGCUGUCAACUAGGAACAGUCCCCGAGACUUCUCCAGUGCAGGAGACCUUUCUGAUGUGGAGUUUGAUUCUUCUCUGUCAAAUGCUUCAGGAGCAGAGAGUUUAGCUGUCCAACCACAGAAGCUUUUGAUCUUGGAUGCACGCUCCUAUGCAGCAGCUGUGGCGAACCGAGCCAAAGGAGGAGGCUGUGAAUGCCCAGAGUAUUACCCGAACUGUGAAGUUGUUUUUAUGGGGAUGGCAAAUAUUCAUUCAAUUCGGAGGAGUUUUCAGUCUCUGCGAUUGCUGUGCACACAGAUGCCAGAUCCGGGAAAUUGGCUCUCAGCUCUUGAAAGUACAAAAUGGCUCCAUCACCUGUCUGUGCUUCUGAAGUCAGCACUUCUGGUAGUGCAUGCUGUGGAUCGUGAUCAACGACCAGUGCUAGCACACUGCUCGGAUGGCUGGGACCGCACCCCGCAGAUUGUGGCAUUGGCUAAGCUCUUGCUGGACCCUUAUUACCGAACCAUAGAGGGUUUCCAGGUCCUCGUGGAGAUGGAGUGGCUGGAUUUUGGCCACAAGUUUGCUGACCGGUGUGGUCAUGGGGAGAACUCGGAUGAUCUGAACGAGCGUUGCCCAGUGUUUUUACAGUGGCUUGACUGUGUUCAUCAGCUUCAGAGGCAAUUUCCGUGCUCUUUUGAGUUCAAUGAAGCAUUCCUUGUGAAACUGGUGCAGCAUACCUAUUCCUGCCUGUUUGGAACAUUCCUGUGCAACAACGCCAAGGAGAGAGGGGAAAAACAUACUCAGGAACGGACAUGUUCUGUGUGGUCGCUGCUUCGGGCGGGCAACAAGGCUUUCAAAAACCUACUGUAUUCCUCUCAGUCAGAAGCCGUGCUGUACCCUGUGUGCCAUGUGCGUAACCUGAUGCUGUGGAGUGCAGUGUACCUGCCCUGCCCAUCCCCGUCCACCCCUGUGGACGACAGCUGUGCACCAUACCCAGCCCCUGGCACCAGCCCUGAUGAUCCACCUCUGAGUCGGCUACCAAAGACUAGAUCAUUUGACAAUCUGACCACAGCCUGCGAGAACACAGUGCCUCUAGCCAGCCGGCGCAGCAGUGACCCAAGCCUGAAUGAGAAGUGGCAGGAGCACCGUCGCUCGCUGGAACUGAGCACUCUGGCUGGUCCUGGAGAGGAGCUUCUGGAUCCUGACAGCCUGGGGAAGCCAGCCAAAGUGCUGGGUGGCGCCGAGCUGUCUGUUGCAGCUGGAGUAGCUGAGGGGCAGAUGGAGAAUAUCCUGCAAGAGGCCACCAAAGAGGAGAGUGGGGUAGAGGAGCCUGCCCAUAGGGGGAUGCAGGAGGUCAAAGAGGAGGCUCUUUUAGAAGAGGGAAGCAGGGGGAAGACCCCUGAGUGCCCAACCAUUGUGCUUCAUCAAGAGCCAGAACUGGGUGAUGCUGCUCUAAGGAGCCAUCCAGGCACCAGCCUUCUUGUGCCCUCACAGGGCAUUCCUGAGCAGCAGGGUGGGCAUAGUAUUCUCCCCAGUUCUCUCCAGGAGCCCCCCCGGGGAGAGGAUGCCCAGGAGGUCCUUGUGGAACAGUCUCGAAUAGGAGCUAUCACACAGGACAGGGAGGAGGCAGUCUUUCCAAUCUCAGUAGAUGUAAAAGUUGGCUCUGGUACCUCACAGUCAAGUUCUCUGCCCUCCCAAGUUUCAUUUGAGACCAGAGGACCAAACGUGGAUAGUUCCAUGGACAUGUUAGUGGAAGAUAAAGUGAAGUCAGAAAGUGGUCCCCAAGGCCAUGAGAGACCUUGCUUACCUGCCAGGGUAAGCAGUGGCAGGUUCAGUGGCAAGGAGGAGCUUCCUCAAGCCAUGGAGCCCAGGCCUUCAGAGAGGAGCCUGGCUGAGAGGCCCCAAGUGGGAUCUCUGGUGUAUAGGACUUCCCCCAGCAGCACCCAGAGCCCAGCGCAUUCUCCUUGUGCCUUGCCUUUAGCCGAAUGUAAAGAGGGGCUUGUGUGCAAUGGUGCUCCAGAGACUGAAAAUAAGGCCUCAGAGCAGCUGCCAGGGCGUAGUACCCUCCAGAAGUACCCUACCCCCAAUGGGCACUGCGCCAAUGGGGAGACUGGCAGGAGCAAGGACUCACUGAGCCGCCAGCUGUCUGCCACAAGCUGCAGCUCUGCCCACUUACACUCGAGGAACUUGCACCACAAGUGGCUGCACAGCCACUCGGGGAGGGCGUCUGCAACUGGCAGCCCUGACCAGCCUUCCCGCAGCCACCUGGAUGACGACGGCAUGCCUGUGUACACGGACACUAUCCAACAGCGCCUGCGUCAGAUUGAGUCAGGCCACCAGCAGGAAGUGGAGACCUUGAAGAAACAAGUCCAGGAGCUGAGGAGUCGCCUGGAGAGCCAGUACCUGACCAGCUCCCUACGCUUCAAUGGGGACUUUGGGGAUGAAGUGAGUCCUUCAGAGAAAGGAGGACAUGCCCAAAGCACUCAGUUUCAACACACACAUACUUCAAUUCCUGACUCGGAAAGCAUUCUGGAUCAGAACUGUUUGUCUCGCUGCAGCACAGAGAUUUUCUCUGAAGCCAGCUGGGAGCAGGUGGAUAAACAGGACACGGAGAUGACCCGUUGGCUCCCUGACCACCUGGCCGCCCACUGCUAUGCAUGCGACAGCGCCUUCUGGCUUGCCAGCAGGAAGCACCACUGCAGGGACAUUGACCGUGUUGAUCAAACGUGGAAUUGUGGGAACGUAUUCUGCUCCAGUUGUUGUAACCAGAAGGUUCCAGUUCCCAGCCAACAGCUCUUUGAACCUAGUCGAGUGUGCAAGUCUUGCUAUAGCAGCCUGCAUCCCACAAGCUCCAGCAUUGACCUUGAACUGGAUAAGCCCAUUGCUGCCACUUCAAACUGAAGCUCAGUGACCUGGGGCAGGCAGAGGCCAAGCUGCUGUUCCUCUGACAGGCCCACAACAGCCUGGGCAGACUGAGAGGCCCAUGCACUUUGGAAUGGGGACAUGGAAUCAACUGUGCAGAGUGAUGGAAAUUUGGGAUGUACCACUGGAUUGUAGAUUGAUCUCUCCCUUCCCAACCCACCCCCGCAUUUUUUUUCCUCUCCAUUUUCUAUCUUCCCCCUGCCUCCAAAAAUGAGACAAGUACCCUGUUUGUCUUUUUUUUUUGGGGGGGGGUGGAAGACCAGAGGUUGCUAGGCCCCCUAAUUGUUGAGCUGACUGCUGUCAGGCGAUGCUGAGGGAUGGCUUAGUUCCUCAGGAUGGGAGGAGGCUGGUUGAGUCAGGAGUGGAGGCCUGAGAGAGAGAGCAGGGAAUAAAGCCAGUGCUGAUGUUUGUGACCAUUCCUCGUAUCACUGCCACAUCAGAGCUGACUGGAUUGGAAAAACCUUUGCUGCUGAGGAUGCCGAAAUUACCUGCUCUAAGAGCAGUGCCCCAGGUGCCCUCUCCCUUCCCAGAGGGACUGGGCUAGUCCCACCCCACAGGCAGAUAAAUGGGAUUGGGGUUUGGGGGGAGGGGCACAGGCACAUAGUAAGUGGGACCCCUUAGGCACCCCCACCCCAUUUGGGGAAAGAAGGGGUGUACUCGUGAGGCAGGAAGAGGGCUGGGAAUGGGUGGCUGGCAUAUUCUCCCCUAUGGGAUUCUCUUUUUAACUUGACCCAGAUUGUCUAGGGCUCCCCUCACUGUCAACAGUCUGCCCCCCUCAGCCAGGCUGUAUGUGGCGCUUUCCACCCUCAGGCAUAGGGUGCAGACUGGCCAGAGUGCAGUAUCCUGCUGCCAUGGUCAAGGCCAAAGUAUGCCCUGAGCCUGGAAGCCCCUUUCAGGGCCUGGUCCCCCAAACAAUCUCUCUUCCUCAUCUAGCACAGGGAAAUCCAGACUCAGGGUUCCAAAAAUUCCCCACUCCCAAACCAAUCAUGGAUCUCCCCCAUUAGGGGUAGAAUCAGCCUUUCAGAGUGCAGUGUCUGGAGAAGGGAGCAUGUCCCAUAGACUCAGCCUUCCUCCGCCUCCCCUUCUGGAGCAGUGGGAAGGGCCCAGUGGUCCCACUGCCCUGCUCCUGUGCUGCUGGUCAGCAGUGAGGGGCCACUUGGUGACUCUGCAGGGCUCCUUAUAGAAGUGACAAAGCCCGUAGGAGAUGCAAGGCACCUUUCCUUAGUAAGCUUUGAUGGGGUCCAAAAAGAGCCUUAAAUCAAGAAUAUUUGUGGUGGAGGUGGGUAUGGAGAAGAGUGGAGAGCAGUUUAGGUUUUUGCUUUGUGAUCUUGGCAGCCAUGUUUUGUGCCUGCCCUCCCUCUCGGGGGAAGGGCCAUGCUUGGCUCUGCUAAAAGCUGCUAACUGGUAACAGGGCGGAUUGUGGUGGGCAGUGGGGGUGAGGCCUAAGAAUACUCUCCUGACCCUCUGGAAGCAAUUCCCUGGCUAAGGGCAAGUUGUCUCUCAGGAAGGUGGCUCCUGUGUGUGCCUGGGUGUAGAUAAGACGUGGCCCAGAAGCCUUCCCUGGAGCUGUCAGUCCAGGCAAAGCCAAGAGCAUCUGAGUGCGUCUCUGACUUCCCAGUGGCAGGAGGUUGCUCAGAAUCUGAACUUAGUGAAACAGGGUGUUCGCACUCUAUGUUGUCUGGCCUUGCAGGUAGGGAGAAGUCAGUCUAACUGAAGAUUGUGCAGGUCCUAGUGACAGGUGCCAAGAGGUUACGAUACGGGUUUCUUGGGUCUGAUGUACAGUGUGAAUAAAUGCUUGCAGCUCUUAGCCCUUUUUUGAUCAAUGAAGCACUUUUUUAUUAAUAUUUUUCUUUGUAUGUAAAGGAGGAACCGUAACUCUCCGUAGCUGUAUAUAUAACCCUUUUCUCCUAAAGAGGAGUUGGUCAGUGCUCCUAUAUUUUUCAUUUUUUGUCAAAGCAAGAAGUAAAUACUUUAGAACUGUUAAAUAUAUAAAUAAAGUGAAUAAAGUUUAGUGUUCGCAUGGUAGCAUUUGCUAACACGUUCUAAUUCUUUUCCCUGUGGUUUAUUCCCCUUCAACCCAUUUCCCUCUUACACAGAAGCAAUUCGAAGUGCUGCUGAGAAAGUUAACUUUGGCAAAGGAAAACUACUGAUUUCUUUUCAACUUUGGACCUUGGCAAGGAGCCGGACCACAACACCCACAUACUGCAACACAUUUCCUCGAUGGUUUUUGCCACUAACAUCUCCAAAGCUAAAAAGGCAAAGCAGUCUGACACCUUAACAAUCAGCUGUUCUUCCUUAUCUGAAGAACUGAGUAUCAACAGUAAUUAAAACUACCUCUGUCCUCCAGGCUCACCUUUUUUUUUUUUUUUUUUUUCUGUUGCUUUGAUUUUAGCCAGUGCUCUGGCCCCUUAACCCCAACGCAGGGAGCAACAGCUGCACCUGUAGCAGCAGGUAAGCACUGAGGCAUGUGUGCAGUGGAGACUGAAAGGAGGUUUUUCGGGGAGGGUAGCUAGAAAGUGCCUCUGCUCUGCUGUCUUGGAUGAGAGAAUUACGGGUGGGCAGAGAGACCUUGGGCAGAAACUGAAUUGGAUGUGAGUGGAUUGUGUGCCUAACUAGAGGUCUCCUUCCUCCUCCCACACAGAGGGAGGAACCUCUGCUCCUUAGAUCUGCAACCAGCCGAGAAGGCCGUAGUUUCUAGUCACUUCGGACUAGUUCUUGUUCUUCGCUGAGGUGGAUUUUCUUUCCUGUGUCACUCUUGGGCACCCUUCCCAUCCUGUGGGCCUGUGGGGGACGUAACGUUAUGCAGUUCUUCCUGAGGGAAGGUAGGUACUGAGUAACGCCCAGCUCUGGGGUUGCCAACCUCACAUCUGUGGUGAGUUGGGGGCUCUGAUGAGUGACCUGCUCUGAGCUACCGGAGAGCCUUCCAAGGUCACUUUCUGGAUGUACUCAUUUCCUAAAGUACACACUCACUUAAAAACAGCUCAGCUGGUUCUAGUCUGAGCUGUGUGUGCCAUCUGGCAGGUGUUUGAGAACUAACUUGUCCUCUGGGAGGAGAAGGUGCCACUUCAGCUGCCUUCAGUCCAUCUGGGAGCCAAGUCUAUGCUCAGACCAAUCUGUAAAAACCUGAGUUGUGUCAUAGCCAAUGUGUGUCUGUACAGAGCUCCUGUUGUGCCUGGGGACUAAUGCUUAGCCCUUGGCAAGUUAAAAACACUUGUAGAAUCUAGCAAGGCUGUUGGGUCCAUAGAGGGGGAGUUACUGGCGUUAGGGAAGAUGAAGAGCCAGGUGCUGGUGAGACCUACACAGCGUGAAUUAAGGCAAGGAACUGCCCUGUGGAAGAGGGCAGUAUGUGAAGAAAAGCUGUUAUCCGAGGACACAGCCAGAUGUCUUCGGGCUGUCACAUGGAGGUAUUUGGUCUAAGCAGUGGAGUACUAAUGGUGACCUUGAGAUGCCAGGAUGUCCUCUUCAUCUCUGAAUUUUUCCCUUCUUUCUGUACUUUGGUGUCCUUAAUCCCAGUCCAAAAAAAUGAUAGGACUGCCUUAAUCCACUGAGACUUUCUAGUAAAGGUGUAAGUUUUUUCUUUAUUUUGCUAAUAUGCUCAUUGUUCAUUUUUAUGUUAGCAGAGAAUAAUAUUCUAAGAAUUAAAAAGGUACUGUGGGGCUUCCCUGGUGGCGCAGUGGUUGGGGGUACACCUGCCAAUGCAGGGGACACGGGUUCA